Messenger RNA from Cantharellus anzutake, 1077 nucleotides. RefSeq lists its product as uncharacterized. The coding region runs from base 133 to 783 and encodes 216 amino acids. The transcript has 2 exons. NCBI's taxonomy places the organism in Eukaryota, Fungi, Basidiomycota, Agaricomycetes, Cantharellales, Hydnaceae. The record is from RefSeq and is a predicted model, not a curated record.
CCCGGGCUCGAUCACGCUUAUGGCAUGAAAUUGACCACGUGAACACGCUCAUUUUUAAUUACAUACAAGCUUGAGUCCACCAUCCCCGACUGACACGCAUCUGUGCACCGGUCUAAGCGCAGCCCCUCCACCAUGCACCUUCUGUGCCUUACCUCUCUCUUCAUUACAAUGCUUGCAUCGUUGGUGACCGCACAGUCCAGCCGCUCCUCGAGCCAGCAACAGGACCACACGAGCCAGGGUCACACGAGCCAGGGUCAAACGAGCUCCUCUAAUGGAAAUAGCGUCUCCACUUCCUGGUAUCAAACACCGACAUUCCUCAUCACCAAUGGCAAUCGUGUAUAUACCACUCUUAGUGUCCCUGUGGGUAUCACGUUGGGGGCUACAAGUACGAGUUCUGCAGCAGGCAGCACUUUGACUCAAGUGGGGAACUCUACGGCCACUACAUCUGGAGGCAAUGGCACCACAAUCCAAACUUCCACCAGCACCACCCCAACAACAUACCCUAUUGCACCAACGACGAUUCCGCUGGGUGGUGGAGGAACAACCGCACCUGCACCUGUUCCCGGAGGGACUGGGUCGCUGCCGCAAGGUCCUGGUGAUGGUCAUAUCAAUAGGGUUCCAAAGUUAUGGCCAGCUUCGUUGGGUCUAUCAUUACAGUCUUCGCUGUUGUCUUUACGACGACCCACUGGUUCUCAUAAUCCGCUCUUUUCCUCAUCACUGAACGACUCCGCCUUGUACAAGGCAAGAAAGCGAUGCACUAUUACGUAUUUCCGUCUCAACUAAAUUUAGCAUUCAUUAGACAUUCCUCAUGCACUUGUGGCAACUCGCGGAUUUUUCGACGUAAUCCUUAUUCUCUUCCUUGAAUUCUUUUUUUUUCAUUACCUAGAUGGACCUAAUACCACGUUCACUGUUCUUGGUCGUAAAGGCUUCUGUUCCCAUGCCGCAAUCACAUGCCUCCUCAUCCCCGAAGAUGUUACGUGGGCACGAAAGGGUUAUUUAUCUCGGAAGUGGCACUUGGUGUGUAGGAGCUUUCGUUUACCUCGGCACCAUGGGAAGCUUUGCCAGCUGGCUCGGUUC